This is a messenger RNA of Agrilus planipennis (emerald ash borer), 1448 nucleotides long. RefSeq names its product T-box transcription factor TBX20-like. Gene Ontology annotation, cellular component: nucleus. The transcript has 4 exons. NCBI's taxonomy places the organism in Eukaryota, Metazoa, Arthropoda, Insecta, Coleoptera, Buprestidae. Gene Ontology annotation, biological process: cell fate specification; regulation of transcription by RNA polymerase II; heart development. Bases 1 to 810 code for a protein of 269 amino acids. Gene Ontology annotation, molecular function: RNA polymerase II cis-regulatory region sequence-specific DNA binding; DNA-binding transcription factor activity, RNA polymerase II-specific. The record is from RefSeq and is a predicted model, not a curated record.
AUGCGAUGUUGUGAAAUAUGUCAUGUCGGUGCGUCCCCCGGCAAUCCGUCACUCGACGCCGAACGCAUCAUCGGCGUCAUCAUCGGCAACGGCAGCGGCGUCAGCACAGCGUCCUUAGUCCUGAAUUCCAUGCACAAAUAUCAACCAAGGAUACAUCUGGUUAAAAGGCAAGACGGUGCGUCAGGUCCCAUCGUUGAUCUUGAAAGUGAAGAAUAUAAAACCUUUAUUUUUCCUGAAACAGUAUUUACUGCAGUAACUGCCUACCAAAAUCAGCUGAUUACCAAAUUAAAAAUCGACAGUAAUCCAUUUGCCAAAGGAUUUAGGGAUUCUUCAAGGUUAACGGAAUUUGAAAGAGAAACUAUGGAAUCGAUGUUAAACGGGCAGAAUUAUCUUUCGUCACCGUUGCGACCAUUCGUCGACUUGGAUCCUCACAAUAACAAUCUCUCUCUCGAAGAGAAAGCCAUAAUGGCAGCGCGUUCACAAAUUUUCCUUCGAGCUGCAGCAGCAGCCGCGGGUCCUUAUGGUUCUUUAAUGGGAGGCCUGUACGGUGCUGGGGCAUCGCAAACUACCGCUGUUUCACCCGGGGUCCUCUGGAGUCAGUGGGCAUGUUUAGGGCCUUCAUUACUCGCUGCCCAACACCAACAUCAGUUGGCCAUGGCAACUGCUGGUAGUUCACAAUUAACGUCACCUUUGUCACCUUUAGCCCGACCGUUAGCUCAACACAGGUUUUCCCCGUACGCUCCCCUUCCGCGUUCAUCGCCCGAGAACAGUUUAAGAGACGAACGGGGAUCGCCAAACAGUCCCCCGUAGUGGUUUUUUAUCUAAGAUCUCUUAGUCAUGUGAUACUUCUUUUAAUCGCGACAAUGAAGCACCGUAAUGACGAUUUACCUAACGAACAUAGUUACUGUAAUAGUGCGUGAUGAAUAAAGUGAUUCUAGUGACACCAUGAAGUGAGGAUAGAUAUCUAGAAAAAAGUACAAAACGAUUUAGUUAAGUGGAAACGUGCGGAAAUGUAUACCAUAUAAAAUUUUUACGUACUAAAAUGUGGAAUGAUAGGUAGCAAUGCACUUACAUGUAUGUAAACGUAUGGACAUUUAAAUUGCAAAAAACAGGUUAACACUACGCCAGCUGUACCCGUAUGACAUUGUGGCUGUUAGUUUUGGUUCAAAUUUUAACUUUUGUUCUAAACCUAAAGUAUUAAUGAGAUACUUCGAAUUUUUAUAAAGGUGAAUUAAUUUUCGAACUAAUUUUACCAACUACAAAUAACCUCAAACUAAUGAGGAAAAAUUGUUGUUUCUGUCACUCCGUUGCCGGAAAUCAAAUCCAAUCUCCUGAUUUUACGCGUCAGUACUCUACUACUAAGGUACAAUAAGGUACAGUCCAUUUCAAUUUGUUAGAAUUGUGACUUUGAAGAAAUCUGCGCGAAGAUAGAAAGAAUACACACUAGG